UCGAACUGUGCUGGAUGAGGAUAAACAGCUUGGCGUGCGUUCCAAAGGUGACUCAGAAGGCGACGCACCUGGCACUCACCUGUCACUCAGUUGGGCAUUUAAAUAACUGACACUGGACUUUUAACGGAAUUGUAAAGUACUGUAUAAUUUACAACAGAUAAUAUGGAUGGGGAUGACAGUAUUACAGAGGAUGAAUGGACAUCUAUGAAGAGGAGAUUCAGCCUCGAAGGAUUAGAAUGGGAAACACAAGAUCAAAACAUAAAAACUCUUCAAGUGUGGCGCUUGCUAGUUGAUGCAGAGGCCAAUCUAAAAGCAGUACGACACAUAAAUGAUAAGCUGAGGAGACAGCAUGAUCAAGAAAAGGAGGAACUUGAGGAGUACACUGAACACCUCCGACAAAAAUGCGAAGAAAGAGUCAGGGAAUUGGAUGAUGAAGUGAAGACUCUCAAGGAGGACCUGGAGGCCCUCCUUGCUGGAACGCAGGCAGUGGGAACAAUGCUGUUGAAUGAGGGGCUGGAGGACGUAGCUCAGAGCACCCUGGGAGAGCAGAUAGCUUACCUACUUGUAGAAAGGGCAAAACUGAAUGAAGAACUCACAGCUGCUAGAACUAAGCCUGCAUCAGACAGGGAGAAGGAACUGACAGCACAGCUUAUUAAGGUUAGCACAGACUAUGAACUGCUUAAACGAACACAGCAGGAGUCCGAGGAAAAGCUGGCAGAGAUGACUGACAGGGUGUCAUUGCUGGAGAAAGCCUCUCGGCAAUUAGAACUAAACAAUGAAACUUUAGCCUACAAGCUAUCCGAGGCCUUAGCCGAAAUAGAGGAAAAUGAGAACCAGCUGCGCCUGUAUAGUAAGAACUCCAAUUUCAAACGUGGUGAGUCUCCGAGAGUGAGCUUGCGCAGCCAAGAGGAUUAUGGACCAUCAAGCCUAAGGAGUCUGCCUAUCUCUGAGAGCUCUUUUAUCCGCCGAGACUCGCAGAGAAGGAGUGGCCGCAAGGGAGAAUCACCUAGGAGUAGUAACAGGCAGAAAAAACAUGAAUCGGUGAGAGGUGAGAGAAGCAAGUCAGCAGGUCGUAGCCUCUCUAGACAGCGGCGAGUCAGCAGAACAGGAAGUCUAAGGCUUGACGAAGGGGACGCUGGUGAACGCAGGCUUUCUGAUGCUGUGGAGGCAGGCUUGCUUUCUGGAGAUAGGAGCUUUGAUAUAAAUGAUGUGCGCAGGAGUAGUGUUAUGAGCUCCAGUGCGUCUUCUCCCAGGAAACUCCAUUCGCUGCUUGAUACCCAAAUACAGACUGCAAAAAGCCAGAUUAAUAUGUUAGAUGAAGUGAAGCAGCUUCAGGCUGAACUGGAGACCUUGAAGAAGGACUUACUAGGUGCUGGUGACAAGUAUGAAUUCAUAGUGAGAAAGUAUGAAUUAUAUAAGAUAAAAAGCAAAAGCAAAGUUUGUUCUAUAAAAUCAACAUACCAAACUGAACUGGAAGGCCUACAGAGACAGAACAACAGUCUGGAGGCGCAGGUUGCCCUACAGAGAGACCAGCUCCGGUCAGAUGACGCCCUCAGGAAGGAGCUGGAGAGUGACUUGGCCAGCGUUCGUGCCGAGCGUCAGGAAAUGGCAGUGAGGGUGCGAGAGAUUGAGAGGGAGUUGCAGAGACGAGACCAAGAGAUUGGACUCCUUCAAGAGAAAGUGAAGCUGUUGCAAGAGAGGAACCAGCAGCUUAAUGAAAAGCUGCAGGAAAUGAGCUUAGCAGCCAUUGUUGGAUGAUAGAAUGUGAUUUGUUAGGUGAAUGCUGAUAAUUUUUUUGACAUUGCAUGUUAGAUUUAUAUUGCAUAUAUCGCUGAUUCAGAUAUGUGUAUUUAUAAAACUAUGCCAAUGAUUCAACCUCAGAGAUACCAUGAUCUGUGAUUCAUAUCCGUCCACAUCCCUUUUUCUUUUUCCCGUUCCAGUUCGUGUUCCCUUUCCCUUUCCCUUUCCCUCUCCCUCUCCCUCUCCCUCUCCCUCUCCCUCUCCCUCUCCCUCUCCCUCUCCCUUUCCCUUUCCCUUUCCCUUUCCUGUUCUCUUUCCCUUUCCUUUUCCCUCUCCCUUUCCCUUUCCCGUUCUCUUUCCAUUUCCAUUUCCCGUUCCCUUUCUUUUCAUUUUCCCUUUUUAGAAUGGAUUAUUAUAUGGCAAUGCAAGACCCAUAGAUAUAAGCCUUUCUCUAUAUUAAUAUAGUAUUUAUUAUGUAACACAGAGCUUUAUUGAUCCUCGUCACUUAUGAUCAUAGUAAGAAUAAUUAAAACAUGGUCAAGUGCCCCAAAAUACCCUAUGUAAGUGAUGUCUUCCUUCCAGUCUUGACAGAAGAAGAGAAAAUACUAAUAAUGCCAUUAAUAUUAUUUAUUUCUUACAUGUUAAAUGUCUCUCUUUUUUGUUAAUGGAUUUUUUGUUUACAUAUAGUUUUGAUAAGCAAAUCAAAACUAUAAAUUAUAUUAACUUUGAGUACAAGCCUUACCUUUUUUUUUUGUUUUGUUUUGUUGGAAUACAGUUGUUACUUGAAAGGUACAAAUUGUAAACAUAAUAAAAGUGCAUGAGCAGUAUUGUACAUGUCAUUAUUAUUUAUACAUUCUUUAUGUUCUCAUAUUUACGUGAAUUGCAUAAAGAAUGAUACAUUUCAU
Penaeus monodon (black tiger shrimp) is the source of this 2645-nucleotide messenger RNA. RefSeq names its product myosin-11-like. NCBI's taxonomy places the organism in Eukaryota, Metazoa, Arthropoda, Malacostraca, Decapoda, Penaeidae. The record is from RefSeq and is a predicted model, not a curated record. Bases 163 to 1758 code for a protein of 531 amino acids. The transcript is spliced from 13 exons.